This is a messenger RNA of Anopheles marshallii, 759 nucleotides long. RefSeq lists its product as uncharacterized. The record is from RefSeq and is a predicted model, not a curated record. The transcript is spliced from 2 exons. Lineage: Eukaryota; Metazoa; Arthropoda; Insecta; Diptera; Culicidae. The coding region runs from base 1 to 759 and encodes 252 amino acids.
AUGAGCGAUUUUGUACAUUCGAAAGAUAUUCCUAAAAAGUACUACCGGUACUUUUUGCAAGGGUUAGCAUAUUACACCUGCCACUUGAACAAAGCAUGCACGCUAGCUGAUCUACAGGCUUACGUCUUUCUGAAGGAUUUACAGCAACUGUCCGCAGCAGAUUUAAGAUUUUUAACGAAUGAAGUAAUGGAGAAGCUGGUUUCCGUGGGAAUAGCAAACAAUCAAAAUGGAUAUUAUAGGUUGCAUGAAUUGUUACGCUAUGCACACGGUGCGUCAUCGAAACAGGUGAAAACCAUCGAUCAUACACGCGAUUCGGAGCUGAGCAGUGGAUCGGGUUUGAGAAAGGCGGUCAAUUUUUCUAACACCGUUACAAUGUGGCCCGGCGAUACGUCUGAAGGUGUAGCUACGAUUGCCGGGGCAGUGAGCAACCCGAUGGAUGUACUUAGUGUAUCUAUUUCUACUGAUGAGCAAGAGGACAUCGAGUGCCCAAUAAACGAACCGGACGCGGAGAAUCAAUCCGACAACGAUAAGAAUGACGAGGACAAUCCAGGAGGAAAGGAAGAAACGAACCGGAACGCUUCGGAAAGCAAAACUAGCCCAGAAACAGAAAAUGAAUCGGACUCGAGUCGUACGAUAAUCUCCGAUGAUGAUGCCGAUGAUGAAGAUUCAUCAACCAUUCCGCACAAACCAAUGAAACAAAAGCCGGACAAAGAGCCAAACAACCCGGAAAGCGAGGGAGACACGCAACAGCAGCAAUGA